GCUUCGAUCUAUCUGCGCAAGUUGACAUAUUUCCAGAUUAGGAUAGAAGGACUAAUAAUAUAUAUUUGAAUACAUUUUAUGACUAUUUGUAGUAAGGCCCAAGCUAUACAGUUGACAGGUGGUGUUUCACUAUGCGUGCAUCAGAACUCAAAUGUAUGUUUAUCCCAAGGGAUCAGAAUAAGAAUUUUUAUUACAAUAAGAGACAACGACGGAACUAGGUGUCUUUUGUCCCCUCUUGAAACAACAUAACCUAGUGAAAACUAUGGCGAUGCAACUUUGUAGCAGCAUAUGCGGCCUUAGGAAUUCUCAGCGGAAGGAGGAGGGCCAUCUAUCGACAAGAGGUAACUUUUGUGUGAAAGCAAUACUACCUCCAAAACUUUCUGAAGCGCGAGGAAGAGCAUAUUUUCUCAGGCAGCCAACUCCUAAAGAGCUCCAAAAUUGUACAAAAAGAGAAAGUAAAGUAUGCAGAUCUUAAU
Messenger RNA from Acanthoscelides obtectus, 476 nucleotides. The record is from the annotation of a GenBank genome assembly. NCBI's taxonomy places the organism in Eukaryota, Metazoa, Arthropoda, Insecta, Coleoptera, Chrysomelidae.